AUGUGGCGCUCUAGGUGGGAUGCCGGCGUCCUGAAGGCGGAGGCCCUGGCCCUUCUCCCCUGCGGCCUGGGCAUGGCGUUCUCCCAGUCCCACGUGAUGGCUGCUCGGCGGCACCAGCACAGCCGGCUCAUCGUCGAGGUGGACGAGUACAGCUCCAACCCCACCCAGGCCUUCACCUUCUACAACAUCAACCAGGGCCGCUUCCAGCCGCCGCACGUGCAGAUGGUGGAUCCAGUGCCUCACGAUGCCCCUAAGCCACCUGGCUAUACCCGCUUUGUCUGUGUCUCUGACACCCAUUCGAGGACGGACCCCAUCCAGAUGCCCUAUGGUGACGUGCUGAUCCACGCUGGGGACUUCACUGAGCUAGGGCUCCCGAGCGAGGUGAAGAAGUUCAACGAGUGGCUGGGUAGUCUGCCCUACGAGUACAAAAUUGUGAUCGCUGGCAACCAUGAGCUGACAUUUGACCAGGAGUUCAUGGCAGACCUCAUCAAGCAGGACUUUUACUACUUCCCGUCGGUGUCGAAGCUGAAGCCGGAGAACUACGAGAACGUGCAGUCGCUGCUCACCAACUGCAUCUACCUGCAGGACUCAGAGGUCACUGUGCGGGGCUUCAGGAUCUACGGCUCUCCAUGGCAGCCCUGGUUUUAUGGCUGGGGUUUUAACCUCCCUCGAGGCCAAGCCCUGCUCGAGAAAUGGAACCUCAUUCCCGAAGGCAUAGACAUCCUGAUAACGCACGGACCGCCACUGGGCUUCCUGGACUGGGUCCCCAAGAAGAUGCAGCGGGUGGGCUGCGUGGAACUGCUCAACACGGUGCAAAGGCGCGUCCAGCCGCGGCUGCAUGUCUUUGGCCACAUCCACGAAGGGUAUGGUGUCAUGGCGGAUGGGACGACUACCUAUGUGAAUGCGUCCGUGUGCACUGUGAACUACCAGCCUGUGAACCCGCCCAUAGUCAUCGACCUUCCCACACCCCGGAACUCCUGA
This is a messenger RNA of Cynocephalus volans (Philippine flying lemur), 981 nucleotides long. RefSeq names its product metallophosphoesterase domain containing 1 (gene MPPED1). NCBI's taxonomy places the organism in Eukaryota, Metazoa, Chordata, Mammalia, Dermoptera, Cynocephalidae. The coding region runs from base 1 to 981 and encodes 326 amino acids. The record is from RefSeq and is a predicted model, not a curated record. Gene Ontology annotation, molecular function: hydrolase activity. The transcript has 6 exons.